This is a messenger RNA of Fusarium vanettenii 77-13-4, 1011 nucleotides long. RefSeq lists its product as uncharacterized. Gene Ontology annotation, cellular component: nucleus. Bases 1 to 1011 code for a protein of 336 amino acids. The transcript has 3 exons. NCBI's taxonomy places the organism in Eukaryota, Fungi, Ascomycota, Sordariomycetes, Hypocreales, Nectriaceae. The record is from RefSeq and is a predicted model, not a curated record. Gene Ontology annotation, molecular function: transcription cis-regulatory region binding; DNA-binding transcription factor activity, RNA polymerase II-specific. Gene Ontology annotation, biological process: regulation of DNA-templated transcription.
AUGGCUCCGAGUACGGCUCCUUAUUCCACGCCAUGGAUUCCGGCACCUUAUGGUAGAGCCUGCGUUGGCUGCUCUCGUGCCAAAUGCAAGUGCUUUUAUCGCUCAAAUGGUGGAAGAUGCGAGAGAUGUUGUCGUCUUGAAACUUCCUGCGAACCUGCUGCCGGUGUCCGAAAGAGCAGAGUCAACGCGAUACGAUCUGCACCAAGUGCCGAUGCGAGAUUGGAGCGGAGGCUUGACGAUCUUGUCUCUCUAAUACAGUCACAAGACGCCAGCAGACCGACAGCUACUCUUGGGACGAACGGUUUCCCUUCAGUUGAGCCUAGCGGACAAAUUCCUUUCGACCCACCGCCAGAGUAUAGCACUCCAGCGUCGCCUGCAUCAUCAUACCAGCCGGACGUUGCGAUAAACUCGGCCGAUGCCACGGUCGAGCUCCUACGUCCUGCAGAUUCCGAAUCAAGCGAUACCUCUCUGAUACUGAGUGACAUGUCUCCCCAUGGCCUCACAGAUCGUGUCGCUGAGGAGCAGCUCAACACCUUCCGACGUUCCUUCUUACCCAACUCACCACUCUUUCACCUCCCUCCCUCUCUCACUUCUCGACAGUUUCGUCAGCAGAAACCAUUUACUUGGCUUGUGACUAUGGCCUUGUCAUCCAAGCAGAUCUCCAAACAGUUUGCCAUGGAGGAGACCAUCUGGCGGAUCAUAUCAAAAAGAAUAGUCUGUGAGCAUCUCGCCAACCUCGACUUGCUCAUUGGACUCAUCUGCUUUGCGUCAUGGUCACAUGGCUUCAAAAUGGACAAGCCCUUCAUGACAAUGCUUACUCAAAUGGCCGUGUCACUGGCGUUUGAACUCGGUUUGCAUAAACCUCCGGUAAAUGGGGCCCAGCGCUGCAAAUUCGGGCGAUCUGUUGCCGAGCAGCAACAAGCACGGAGGGGACGGACACUAGAGGAGCGACGAACUAUUCUUGCUCUUUUUCACUUGUCUUCGUCGUAUGUAUCCAUCAACUCUCCUUGA